This is a messenger RNA of Penicillium oxalicum, 1515 nucleotides long. It is a transcript of the gene hosA, whose product is annotated as histone deacetylase HOS2. Gene Ontology annotation, molecular function: histone deacetylase activity. The record is from RefSeq and is a predicted model, not a curated record. The coding region runs from base 1 to 1515 and encodes 504 amino acids. NCBI's taxonomy places the organism in Eukaryota, Fungi, Ascomycota, Eurotiomycetes, Eurotiales, Aspergillaceae. The transcript has a single exon.
AUGGCGCGUUCAGCGAUUGUUCAAGAAUAUGAUGCGCCGUCCACAACGUUGAGCCUGGACCAAAAGUCCGCCCACGAACGCCAGCUCUAUCAAGUUCCGCGCCCCAAGGGCUAUCGUGUCUCAUGGCACGCCAACCCCGCCGUGGAAGCGCACCAUUUCGGCCAGUCACAUCCCAUGAAACCAUGGCGACUCACCUUGACAAAACAGCUGGUCAUGGCAUAUGGGAUGCACCACGCCAUGGAUCUGUACCUGGCAAGGGCAGCGACCUAUGAAGAGAUGGCCGAGUUCCACGAGGGGGAUUAUCUGGACUUUCUGCGCCAGGUGAUGCCGGGCGAUAUGGAACGCGCCGAGCAAAGCGAGAACGUGGUGCGCUUCAACUUUGGAGACGACUGUCCCAUUUUCGACGGUCUUUACAACUACUGCCCCCUAUACGCCGGAGGUACGGUUGAUGCUGCGCGCAAAUUGUGCAAUGACCAGGCCGAAAUCGCCAUCAACUGGUCGGGUGGUCUGCACCACGCGAAGAAGGCAGAAGCCAGUGGAUUCUGCUACGUCAAUGAUAUCGUCCUGGGCAUUCUCCAAUUACUGCGCCAACAUCCUCGAGUGAUGUACAUUGACAUUGAUGUCCAUCACGGUGAUGGCGUCGAGCAAGCGUUCUGGUCCACCGAUCGCGUUUUGACGGUCUCGUUCCACAAAUAUGACAAGGACAAUUUCUUCCCCGGAACGGGAGCGCUUGACGACACAGGUCCUACACAUCCCCUCAACCCUGGAGCACACCAUUCCAUCAACGUCCCUCUGAACGACGGUAUAGACGACGAAUCCUAUAUCCAGCUCUACCAUGACGUGAUCGGUGCCUGCGUGGAGACAUACCAUCCCGGCGCAAUCGUGCUCCAGUGUGGAGCCGACUCCCUAGGCUGUGACCGCCUGGGAUGUUUCAAUCUGAACGUGCGCGCACACGGCGCCUGCGUCGCAUUCACCAAGACCUUUGGCCUGCCCCUCCUCGUCGUCGGGGGCGGCGGCUACACUCCGCGAAACGUCUCUCGUGCCUGGGCCCACGAGACCUCAAUUCUCCUCGAAGCCGAUACCCUCCUCGAUUCCACCAUUCCCGAGUCAGUCGCCUUCCGCACCCACUUUGGACCAGACUAUUCCCUGUUCCCACCCUUAUCCGAGAUUCGCAAGCUGGAAAAUAAGAAUUCCAAGCCCUAUCUUGCCGGGCUGGUCGAGGCUGUGCAUGAGCAGUUGCGGUAUAUCAAGGGUGCCCCAAGCGUACAGAUGAGCUUCAUCCCCCCCGACAUUCUUGGUCUCCGUGAGGAGACCGAAAAGGAAAUCGAAGAGGAGACGGCCAUGAUGGAAGAAGAGCGCGAAGAACACUUUGGCGGAGGCUUUGCUGCCACCGCUGCGGCCGCGGGAGGGGCCGAUUUCGCAGGGACCCCUGGCUCGGCCGGUUCCAUUGCCCGUGGCAAUCGUCGACGGGAGCUGGAGCGAGGAGCUGGUUCUCGGGGCGAGUUAUACUCAUAG